This is a messenger RNA of Ascochyta rabiei, 1350 nucleotides long. RefSeq lists its product as uncharacterized. The coding region runs from base 1 to 1350 and encodes 449 amino acids. NCBI's taxonomy places the organism in Eukaryota, Fungi, Ascomycota, Dothideomycetes, Pleosporales, Didymellaceae. The transcript is spliced from 2 exons. The record is from RefSeq and is a predicted model, not a curated record.
AUGGCUAGUCCAUUGAAGCGCAAAGCAGAAAAAGCGGCAGCUCCAUCCCUUGCCAAAAAGCAGAAGAUGGUAGUGCCGGAGUAUCACACCGCUCCGCAACGGCACGACGAGACUGGACAAGUCGUAUGGCCGGCGCGGAAACAGCAGAUCGAGCGGGCGAGAGAGAUAAUCAAAGAAUGUGCUGACGCGCAGAAGCCGACAGUCAUACUCCCUGACAAGGAUGCAGAUGGCUUGUCCUCUGGCGCCGUUCUGCAUCACACCCUCACUUCACUAGGUCUUUCGCCUGAUCUAAUAUCUGUAUAUUUUCCACCGAAAGGAUCUAAUGUGCAUGAUGAUGCAACCAAAGCAGCACUUACCGAGUUGUCUCCAGCAUACGUCUUCGUGCUCGACCAGGGGAGCCGCAAAGGUGCUGCGUUGCUGGACUUACCACACACAUGUUUGAUAGUCGAUCACCACUUCGCAGAAGAAGGAGGCUUUCCAGAAGGCGCUGAAUACGUCACAGCUCACGACUGUCCACCGGUUGCAACCACAUCUCUUCUGAUAUAUCACAUAUGUCUGCCUUUACAUCUUGACCUUGCCGACAAGAUCUCAUGGCUUGCAGCGAUGGGCACCCAUGGCGACCUUGGAACCACCUUGAAGUGGCAGCCACCAUUUCCCGACAUGACCGCAACCUUCAAACGCCACCCGAAGAAAGCAAUCAAUGAUGCAGUUGGCCUGGUCAACGCGCCGAGACGAUCAGCUGCCUACAAUGUAAGAGACGCAUGGGAUGCAGUCAUCUCAGCAUCUAGUCCUGAUGCCAUCAAGACGACCGAGAAAUUACAUGAUGCUGCUUUUGAAGUGCGCCGCGAGACUGAGCGCUGCACUCAUACAGCGCCCAAGUUCUCCGCCGACGCAACCAUCUGCGUUCUGACCAUCUCGUCAGCCGCCCAGAUUCAUCCCGUCAUUGCGACUCGCUGGGCCGGUCACCUCAAGUCAAACAAACUCGAGAUCGUCAUGUGUGCCAAUGAAGGCUACCUGCCAGAUAAGGUGAACUUCUCAUGCCGCAUUGCAAAGGUCGCUCGAGGCCGCGAGGGCGAUGAGAAAGUAAACAUCAUCAAACGGCUGGAGGGCAUCGUGGAAGGCCACCCGGAGCUGAGGGAACGUCUCGGCGAGAGUUUUGCAAGAGGUCACAAGGAAGCUAGUGGUGGUAUUGUGGGUAAGAAAGAGUGGGACGAGCUGAAAGUAUUCAUGGGUUUGGACGACAGCAAGACGAAGAAGAAGAAGCUAGAGAAGGAGAAUGGCACAGCGACCACUACCAAGAAGAUGCCGGCUCAGAAAAACACACUUGCAAACUACUUUGCCAAAGCCUGA